CGUAUUAGAAAUAUCUGCCCAGUCUCUCUCAGUUCCUUAUAUCUUACUUUGUACAGCAAUACUCUCUGCUUCGGGUUAUCCUGGACAGUGUUGGAAACAAUGGACGCGUUGAUGAGCACUCAGCAGUGCAAGCACUGUGAGAAGAUCUUUUUCAAUCGGUGAGUAGGCUGCGCCGGUUGUCAUGAUUGGGUUUAAUACGUCCACCAAGCUCGCUCUGGCAGGAGCACUAUGACUUGCAUACGGGCAUCCAACUCCAAUUGGGCCGUUCAGCUCGGUAUCAGCCAGUGGACGAGUCUAAGGCGCCGGUAGGCACGACAGACCAGCUCGACGCCUUGGUCGCCCGCCUGCAGCUCCAAAGCGAUGAUAUCGACAGGAAAGCCCGCCCGGCGUUAAGGAAGGACGAAGGAAAGGAAUCGAAUCUACUUCCCAGUCCGGCGCAAAUGGAACAGUACUUGCAAAAGGCGAUUGCGGACUUCCCCCCGUAUGAAGGUGGAGGAAUCGACAAUGUCGUUUCAGAGCCUACAAUCAAAUGUCCGGACUGCGACUUCUGCUUCUAUGCACAAGAACAGCGCGACGAGCAUCACCUUUCAAGAUACUGCCGGGGGAACCAGAUCGAAGUCUAUAUCAUGACGAUCGACAGCUCAGCUAUUGGAGGGUAUCGGGUAUACAAGGAAAGUGUUCCGUUUGAGAGCACAUCGGCACAUUUCAAAUGCAGCAGGUGUAGUAGUAUCUUUGCCACGGAUGCCGAAAGAAAACAGCAUGAAUCCAUCCAUCCGAUCGAGCAAGCCAAAUGUGUCCACUGUGAAAAGAUACUUCCAAGCCAGUACGAGCUGGAGCUGCAUUAUUUGUGGCAUGACGACAUACACCUCAGACAGCACAUUGAUCGCAGGGUUGAACAAAUGAAGGAACAACGAGGUGGAUCUCAAUCGUGGAAUAACACAGGGACAGAUACCAGUGACCCAGUGACGGGCCCACCCCUUCAUGUCCGAAGCCCCUGGAAUAGAAAAGGUGGCUUCCCGCAAUACGAUGGGGACGUGGUCGCGAUCAGCUUUCUUAGCCAAGAAGAUCUCGAGAUACGAUAUGCGCCAGAUGGCGUGUUGAAAGACUUAUCCAAGGAGACCACCCAUCUCUGUUUGCCAAGCGCCGUCAGCAACAAGAUUGACGAGUCCACAACACAGAAAAAGCGCUCGUACAGGAAGUCAUUGAAGGCCAUGUUCAGCGGACGAAGCAAAGACGCGUCCCGGUCUCCCUCCCGUCAGUCAGAACGUCCAUCACUCGGGAGCAGCUCAAAUGUAGGCUCUCGAGGCCUUGGUAAUAACGAUGUAGAAGAGCAUAUGGAGUGGCAGCUCUUUUAUCGCCAUAUCCGUUCUGACUGGGUCCUGACACACCAUCGAAGUCAACACGUUGAAUUACAUGCUGGGGAAGACCUCGGGACCUAUAAAACUAGUCAAUCUCGAACCCUGACCCUUCCCAGCAGGUUGGCCCCAGAAGAGCUCCAAUCGCGGUUUGAAGGUCUCCUGGGCGAGAUAGCAGACUAUGCAAACCACAACCAUGUGGACAAUAUAGCCGGAUUGGAGAGCGUUAUCAGUGAAAUCAACGCCGCCGGGGGUCCGAGUAGGACUCACAUCGAGAGGCUCCAGGACUGGCUGGGUAAUGAGGAAAAGCGAAUUGCAGCCACGAACAGCGAGAUCAACACUUUGUCUGGUCUUCCGGUUCUCGGCCAUGGAUCUCCUUCACGGAUCCUUGUGCGAGACCGUGUCGGGAGAGCAAGACUGAUGACCGGGCAGGAUUUAAGCAGGGUUAUUUGCCAUGCAAUCGGUCCCCCGCGCGGAUCUCUCGAUGUAGUCCGAAUGGCGCUUGGAGGGCGUGGAGAGGCGGCCCUGGCCCGGGGACGCAUACAGGAUGCCGAACGGGCAUAUUCAGACAUGUUUCGGGCCAUGCAAAGACAUUAUGGCGACGAACAACUGCAAUUCAUACUGCUCGCGCAUCUUGCCGGAAACGUGUACAAGAAACAUGGCAACAUGUCGGAUGCCGCAGGAAUGUAUAUGCAAGGUCUCCGUUGCAGCCAGAGAUUGUACGGCCUGAGAAGCGUGAAUAAUUUUACCAUGAUGACCAACAUAGCCAUCUACUAUGAGGAUAUCGGCCGUCUGGAUGAUGCGACAGCCCUAUAUCGUCGCUCGGUAAGAGGGCGGAUCAAUGCCGGUGAGAAGGAGGACGCCCUCAUGAACAUACAGGAACUUUCGACCGUGUACCGGAAGAUGGGGAAGGAUCAGGAAGCCCUGCAGUUCGUUGAACAGGCGUAUACUGGGUAUACUCAGGUAGUAGGCCCGGAUCAUCGAAUGACGCUCUUGACGCUGAACAACUUGGCCGCGUAUCUUUUCACAGCAGGCUCAAUUGAACGCGCGCAGUCACUGCUCGGUCCAGCCCUCCCUGCUAUUACACGAGUUCUCGGACUGGACGACCCGGUCGCUUGGGGAUCAGUGUGCAAUUUCGUCAUGUACUAUCACGGCGCCAGCUUCCCUCCUACCGUCACGCAGGUCAUUGACCAAUAUAUGGCGCAGAACACCCCGGCAUCUCUGAAAGUCCUCAACGGAAUUGGUGAUCAUUACGGAAAGAAUAACCUGAUCCGAAAAGCUAUGGAAACAUACCGUGCUCUCCACGAGAAGAGAAUGUCCCUUUUGGGACCCUCCCACCCGGAAACGUGGAGCUCACUGUAUGCCUAUGCGUAUACUUUGGAUCGGCUCGGCGAGACAAGUGAAGCAUUGAAGCAAUAUCGCGUGCUUGCCUUGCAGCCACAGCCUCGAUCCCUACUACCCGAGUCGCAGGUUCAGGCAUGUCAGGCUGCCGUGCAGGACUUGAGCCGAAAGCAGGCUGCUAUAGAUAAAGAAAAAGCGGAAUGGGGAUUGACUACAGCGCGGAAGUGCUCCUUGCAGGCCUGCAGUAACUCCACGCUGAGGUUUUGUUCAGACUGCCGCCUGGUGCGGUUCUGCUCAGCAGCGUGUCAAAAACAAGACAAAUCCCACCACGGGGCCUGCAUUCCUUCGGUGACGCUCACCGAGUCCACAUUUACCAUCGUCGAGAACAUACAGGACAAACCCUCCGUCGUCAAAGACGGUGACUUCCUAUUCACUCAGUUGCAACUAUCUCGUCGGCCUAGAUGUGAGUCUGCGAGAGACGUCUUCAUCGAUCCCAGCAACUUCACCACCAUUCGGAUAUCAAAACGACCUUCCCACAUUCUCAGCUUCCAGGCGAACCCGGGUCUGGACCUCCGAUUCACGAUUCAUCGCUCGUCACCUUUCACAUGGCUGACGCCUAAAGAGUCCAAUAUGCUUUGCAUGUUGAAUGACGUUGAGGACUCCUUCAUCGUUGUUGCGCCGGGGGAGUCUAUGAUGAAGGGCCUGGUCGCGGCGCGGGACAAAGUCUUUGGGACCGACUCUGGAAACGUGGAUAUUCCAGAUCGAAAUCUCGUCGAGUUUGCCCAGACCGGAGAGGGAAGUGAUAGACGGUUUGUUCUCGGGUUUAUCGUGACAGAAUGGUCUCUAUAACCAUACUUUGUGGCAGGGUUCAGGCUUCUUGAGUACUUCGGCAGACCGUACCUAGACAUCCACGACGAAUUAACAGGCGCUGAAAGACUGAAGGAAGGGAGCAUGCCCAGGCAAAUUCUAUGUAGAGGACAAUUUUAAUAUAUAGUAUCUAUAACUGCGGACCUUAUAUGGCUCUCAGACCUUCGAUGGCCAUGCACGCGCCAAAGCCUCGCAUUUGACGAUUCGCCGAGCUCGCCACUAUAGAUGCUGUAACUCCACCGACCGGCAAUAUUUUCGCUGUCAAUGCCAUAUUUCCGCAUGCAUGAAUCAGUCGCAU
Molecule: messenger RNA, 3861 nt
Organism: Aspergillus versicolor CBS 583.65
Lineage: Eukaryota; Fungi; Ascomycota; Eurotiomycetes; Eurotiales; Aspergillaceae
Exons: 10
Coding region: 441-3545 (1034 amino acids)
Molecular function (GO): protein binding
Source: RefSeq, a predicted model, not a curated record